Molecule: messenger RNA, 1652 nt
Organism: Protopterus annectens (West African lungfish)
Lineage: Eukaryota; Metazoa; Chordata; Ceratodontiformes; Protopteridae
Gene: LIX1
Product: limb and CNS expressed 1
Exons: 6
Coding region: 215-1081 (288 amino acids)
Biological process (GO): autophagosome maturation
Cellular component (GO): cytoplasm
Source: RefSeq, a predicted model, not a curated record
UAGCUCACUGGCCAACAAAGAUAAGCAAUCCUGGGAGGAGAAACCCCCAUGGGAGCUAUAGAUUCAGUGCCAUUUGUGAUUGGCAGAUGUUAUGAGAGCCUUUCUUUCUUAGCUUAGUACAUCAAUGAACUUCACAACUUCAGCAGAGAACUCAAGAGUAAGUCAGGCAUGAGGAAAUUAUGUUCUGGCAGUGUGGAGUACAGGCAAUUCGAAGAUGGACAGCACCUUGGAAUCUCUGCAGAAGAUACUCUUGGAAGCUUUACCUCACAGAGAUCUGGCAGCAGUCUUUAAAGACUUGAAUGUCGUCACAUUGCUGCAAGAGUUUUGGGAGAGGAAACAAAAGCAAAAGACUAGCUCUGAGACAGAAGGACUGGUCGUAUACGAGUCUGUGCCAACUCCUGGCCCUCCAUUUGUGUGCUACGUUACUCUCCCAGGAGGAAGCUGUUUUGGUAACUUUCAGAGCUGUUUAAGCAGAGCAGAAGCCAGGCGAGAUGCAGCCAAGGUGGCUUUAAUCAAUUCUGUCUACAAUGAACUGCCAUCCCAACGUAUUACAAAAGAAUUCAUUAGGGAAAGUAUCCAGGAAGCCAUUUCUUCGACAACAGGUUGUGUAUCUGACUCGGAAGAUCCUAGCACUAGUAUUGGGGCCUAUCAUUACAUGCUGAAGUUUAAUAUUGGUAAAACAAUGUUAGAAUUUCAGGAAUUAAUGACCGUCUUUCAACUGCUGCAUUGGAAUGGCAGCCUCAAGGCCCUCAGAGAGAGGAAAUGUUCUCGACAGGAAGUAAUAUCCUACUAUUCCCAGCAUCCCUUAGAUGAGUGCAUGAGAAGUCACAUGGCUCUGGACUGGAUUACUAAGGAGAGGAAAAUGCCAGGUGCUGUUUCUCAAGAGCUUCAGGUUGCACUCAGGGAACUGGAGGAAGCCAGAAAGGCUGGCAGAGAACUGAGAUUUUACAAAGAAAAGAAAGAAAUUCUAAGUUUAGCUUUAAGCCAAGUUUAUUGCAACAGUGGCACCACCUCUGAAGAUAAAGAAGAAAUGGAACCUGACCCAAAGUGGCUAGCAUUAUGUCCGAAUCUCAUUCACUAAAAGUGAAAUGUCAGCAAAAAUGAAUAGGUGGGGAAAUGAAAUUAGAGAAAAACAUCAACCAUGCUUCAGGGAGGAAAUAGAACAGAAGCCACAUUUUUCUUCAUGAGCAUUUUGGAGUGUUUAUUAUCUUUUUAUGUAGUGCAAAUGAUUAAAUAUGACAAACAGUAAAAGAAAAACUCAGAUUUUUUUCCAGAAAGAUACAUUUUCUAAACACAGGUUAAGAAAGUAAAACAGCUGACUUUGGAACUUAAUCAGGUGUUUAGAAAAGUAUAGGAAGAAAAAAUGUUUUCCUGAUUCAGUAAAAUAUGGUACUGUGCUCUCGUGUGUGAAAGACAGCAAAUAGUAAGUGAUGAUUCUUUUCAAAUAGCACAUUGCUGGCAUUCUUACAUAGUUUUUGCAGAUAGUUGUAGAGGUUGAGCUUGGACAAGUGCUUUCUAAAUACUGAAUAUGUUCUCCAAAGAUAUAUUAUUUUCUACCAAGUACCUUAUAUUACUAUUAAGAAAGGAACAAGUGUCAGUACCAGUGUUUGAAACAGAUCACUUUGUGUAUUAAAUCUCUUACUUUAGAAGUA